AUGGCCUCCCGACGCAGACAGCUCAUCUAUGCUCCACUGAACGACUCACACGACAAUCGAGACAACUCUCCCUCACGUCCAUCGACCUUUAUGCGCCUUGCGCUCGGACAAGAUGACUACGAAGAAGAAGAAGAAGAAGAAGACGUCGUUGAAAACAUGGUCAUGAGCGUGCAGACGCGUCCUCCUAGGACAUCUCCCAUCCGCUACCCAUCUCUUCCCAUGGUCCCCGAGGUGUCAGAGGAAGGCUCCACAUUGUCGGAGAGGAUGUCUGUCACGACUCACAGCACCGGGAGUACGAUACGCGAAGUCAGCGGGUACGAUACCAAUGCUCAAUACCGCGGACUUCCACCCCCACAACUCCCGACAAUCGACUCUGGAGAACCCUUUGACUGGGACGGGGUCCGCCAUACACCUCAGGAAGACCCUUUCGCAGACUCCCGCCCUCCAGUCUACCAUCAACCUGCCCCCUCUCUCACAUAUCAGCAGCCUGCUCUUUUGACGCACAAUACGUCCCAGAGCAGCCUCUCCGACCAGUUCUAUCUACCGGAACGGAACUCUUGGAAUCUCCCCUCCCGGCCUAUGUCCGCAUACAGCGCGGUCACUUCCCAGCCCACCGGCUACACAUACUCAGCACCCCCGGAACAAGCAUCGGCAGUGAUGUAUCCCUCCGACGCCAGUAUCGACCACUUCCAACACGACACAGAGGCGUACGCUUCUGGUACAUUCUCUCGUGCGUCCUACCGACCCCCACGCUCGCGCUCCCCUACUCCAGGCUUCGAAGACGAAGACUACCAAAUCACUGGCAACGGCAGCGUGCAGUACACCGGAUACACCCCCUCCCCUCAACGGAAACAAGCAUCCGUACCGAAUGAGAACGAAUCCCCACUUCGCCCCCGCCCAUUCUCCCAAGCCUCUUCCAACACCACCCUCCUCCGCGCGAUGUCGGAGCCCGCCGACCCGGAGAAGGUGUCUCUGGCCAACUCUGGGUCGACUGCUUUCACCGAGCCUGAAACCCCCCUUCCGACGCGUCACUUCGGCCCUGCACCCUCAGGGCGCAUUCUGCGCAGGCACAAGACGAAGAAGCGGGUGCAGCUCACCAAUGGAAACCUCGUCCUUGAUCUUUCCGUGCCCCCGAAGCUCGUGUUGCCCCGCAAAGGCGACCAAGAGACGACGAAGCUGCGGUACACAGCUGUUACUUGCGACCCCGAUGAGUUCGAGAGGCGGGGCUUCUUCCUUCGCCAGAACCAGAUGAAGCGGACGACGGAAUUGUUUAUUGUUAUUACUAUGUUUAAUGAAGACGAAGUUUUGUUUUGUCGCACCAUGAUUGGCGUUAUGAAGAACAUUGCACAUCUAUGCUCGAGGAAAAACUCGCGAACAUGGGGAGAGGAUGCUUGGAAGAAGGUGGUCGUAUGCAUUGUGGCCGACGGGCGGAAGAAGAUCCACCCACGCGUUCUGGAUUGCUUGACACUACUUGGUGUUUAUCAGCCUGGAGACCACAUGAAAAACAUGGUCAACAACAAACCUGUCACGGCUCACGUAUUCGAAUACACAACUACGUUCGGGCUGGAUGAGGACCUCAAGUUCAGGUAUCCGGACAAGGGUAUCGUUCCUACUCAGAUUAUCUUCUGCAUGAAGGAGAAAAACCAGAAGAAGAUCAACUCGCAUCGCUGGUUCUUCAACGCGUUCGGACGUAUGCUGCAACCGAACGUUUGCGUCCUUCUCGAUGUCGGUACUCGCCCUGCGCCGAAGAGCAUCUACCACCUAUGGAAGGCCUUCGACGUCAACUCCAACGUCGCGGGUGCUUGCGGCGAAAUCGCGGUCUACAAGGGCAAGCAGUGGCGAGGCUUGCUCAAUCCUCUUGUUGCGGCCCAGAAUUUCGAGUACAAGAUCACUAACAUCCUCGAUAAACCGACGGAGUCGCUUUUCGGUUAUAUUGGCGUACUCCCUGGAGCGUUCUCCGCAUACAGAUACAUCGCCCUGCAGAACGAUCAAUAUGGCCUUGGCCCGCUGGCGUCCUACUUCAAGGGAGAGGUUCUGCACGGCCGUGACACGGAUAUCUUUACCUCAAACAUGUAUCUUGCUGAAGACCGUAUCCUUUGCUUCGAGCUGGUCGCAAAGCGGAACUCGAACUGGUUGUUGAAGUAUGUGAAGAGUGCUGUCGCCGAAACGGAUGUCCCCGAAGCUCUGCCAGAGUUCAUCAGUCAACGUCGUCGCUGGCUCAACGGCUCUUUCUUUGCGGCGACCUACGCAAUUGCUCACCUGGGCCAGAUCCUGCAAUCAGGACACAGCGUCGGGAGAAAGUUCCUGCUCUUCGUGGAAACCAUAUACAAUGUCAUGAAUCUCAUUGCGGCUUGGUUCGCUGUCGGCAACUUCUAUCUGUUUUUUGUGAUUCUGACGUCUUCGCUGGAGGCCCCGCAGUUUGGUUUUUCUGGCAUCAAGUACUUCAACUCAGUGUCCCAAUUCUUCAUGGCCGGACUCGUCAUCGCGUGCUUCCUGUUUUCCAUGGGGAACAAACCCAAAGGGGCACGCUGGAAGUACAAGAUUUGCACCAUCUGCUUUGCCGUCCUCAUGGUUUACGUCCUCUUUGCGGCCGUCAUGUGCUCGAUCCAAGCCGCGCGCCAGAGCGACUCGGCGUACAGGGUGAUGCUGUUCAGUAUCAUCGUCACCUAUGGCAUGUAUGUUGCGUCGAGUAUCUUGGCGUGCGACCCUUGGCACAUCUUCACGAGCUUCAUUCCGUAUAUGCUGCUCUCCCCAACGUACAUCAAUAUUCUUCAGAUCUACGCCUUCUCGAACUUGGACGAUAUCUCCUGGGGGACGAAGCAGGACACGGAAGUGAGCCACGACCUCGGCGCUGUCAUCCAGAAUAGCAACUCGCAAGUCGACCUCGAGGUCCCCACGGACGCGACGGACGUGAACCUGCUGUACGAGGAGGCGCUCGACAACGUUCGGAACCGCAAGCCAAUCCCGAAGGCGCAGGGACUGAAUAGCGCGGAGAAAGAGCAGCUCGCGCGCGACUACUACGCGAACGUGAGGACGAACGUGCUGCUCUUUUGGGUGCUCUCGAACGGCUUGUUGCUCGUCGCGAUCUUGGGUGGUGGCGACUCCGUGAGCACGUUCUCGGUCAACGACACGUUCACGCGGACGAAGGCGUACAUGACCUUCAUCCUCGCCUUCGUCGCCAUCACUAGUAUCAUUCGAUUCAGCGGGGCGGUCAUGUACCUCACCGCCCGCGUAUUCACUGGAUGA
Molecule: messenger RNA, 3246 nt
Organism: Epithele typhae
Lineage: Eukaryota; Fungi; Basidiomycota; Agaricomycetes; Polyporales; Epitheliaceae
Product: chitin synthase-domain-containing protein
Exons: 18
Coding region: 1-3246 (1081 amino acids)
Cellular component (GO): cell septum; cell periphery
Molecular function (GO): chitin synthase activity
Source: RefSeq, a predicted model, not a curated record